Messenger RNA from Physeter macrocephalus (sperm whale), 3461 nucleotides. It is a transcript of the gene RBMS1, whose product is annotated as RNA binding motif single stranded interacting protein 1. Gene Ontology annotation, molecular function: mRNA binding. The coding region runs from base 14 to 1183 and encodes 389 amino acids. The record is from RefSeq and is a predicted model, not a curated record. Gene Ontology annotation, cellular component: ribonucleoprotein complex; nucleus; cytoplasm. The transcript has 14 exons. Lineage: Eukaryota; Metazoa; Chordata; Mammalia; Artiodactyla; Physeteridae.
CCCAGCCCACCCCAUGGCCCCUCCCAGCCCCAGCACCACCAGCAGUAAUAACAACAGUAGUAGCAGUAGCAGCUCAGGAUGGGAUCAGCUAAGCAAAACGGAGCUCUAUAGCCGGGGGCUGCCUCCCAACACCACAGACCAGGACCUGGUGAAGCUGUGUCAGCCAUAUGGGAAAAUUGUUUCCACGAAGGCAAUUUUGGAUAAGACAACGAACAAAUGCAAAGGUUAUGGUUUUGUCGACUUUGACAGUCCUGCAGCAGCUCAGAAGGCUGUGUCUGCCCUGAAGGCAAGUGGGGUUCAAGCUCAAAUGGCAAAGCAACAGGAACAAGAUCCUACCAACUUGUAUAUUUCUAAUUUGCCACUGUCCAUGGAUGAGCAAGAACUUGAAAAUAUGCUGAAACCAUUUGGACAAGUUAUUUCUACAAGGAUACUACGCGAUUCCAGUGGGACAAGUCGUGGUGUUGGCUUUGCUAGGAUGGAAUCAACAGAAAAGUGCGAAGCCGUUAUUGGUCAUUUUAAUGGAAAAUUCAUUAAGACACCACCCGGAGUUUCUGCUCCUACAGAACCUUUAUUGUGUAAGUUUGCGGAUGGAGGACAGAAGAAGAGACAGAACCCAAACAAAUACAUCCCUAAUGGACGACCGUGGCAUAGAGAAGGAGAGGUGAGACUUGCUGGAAUGACACUUACUUAUGACCCAACCACGGCUGCUAUACAGAACGGAUUUUAUCCUUCACCAUACAGUAUUGCUACCAACCGAAUGAUCACUCAAACUUCUAUUACACCCUAUAUUGCGUCUCCUGUAUCUGCCUACCAGGUGGCAAAGGAAACCAGAGAAAACAAGUAUCGGGGCUCUGCUAUCAAGGUGCAAAGCCCUUCUUGGAUGCAACCGCAACCGUAUAUCCUACAGCACCCCGGUGCCGUGUUAACUCCCUCAAUGGAGCACACCAUGUCACUACAGCCCGCAUCUAUGAUCAGCCCUCUGGCCCAGCAGAUGAGUCAUCUGUCACUAGGCAGCACCGGAACAUACAUGCCUGCCACGUCAGCUGUGCAGGGGGCCUACUUGCCACAGUAUACACACGUGCAGACGCCGGCGGUUCCUGUGGAGGAGGCGAGUGGUCAGCAGCAGGUGGCUGUAGAGACGUCUAAUGACCAUUCUCCGUAUACCUUUCAACCCAAUAAGUAACUGUGAGAUGUACAGAAGGGUGUGCUUAAAUGAAGAAGGUUGUGAAGGCUGAACAAUCAUGGAUUUUUCUGAUCAAUUGUGCUUUAGGAAAUUAUUGACAGUUUUGCACAGGUUCUUGAAAACGUUAUUUAUAAUGAAAUCAACUAAAACUAUUUUUGCUAUAAGUUCUAUAAGGUGCAUAAAACCCUUAAAUUCAUCUAGUAGCUGUUCCCCUGAACAGGUUUAUUUUAGUAAAAAAAAAAAAAAAAAAAAAAAAAAAAACCAACAAAAUACAAAAAGAUUUUUAUCAAAUGUUAUGAUGCAAAAAAAGAAAAAAAAAAAGAAAAAAGAAAAAAAAAAAGAAAAAGAAAACUUCAAUUCUCUGGGUAUGCACAAAGACCAUGAAGACUUACCCAAGUGCAUGACCGGAUUCUUGUGGUUUUGUUCAUUUUGUGUUUCGUUUGUGUUUUUUUCAGCUGUAUGAAAUGGGCUUUCUGAUGUUUAAAUAGUCCAACUUCACCCCUGGUGUUCUGUGCUUGCAGUGUGAGUGUUGCCGCCAGUGUCUCUUUUCUUAGCUUUCUGUUUUCCUUUCCACGUAGUGUGAAGUGUCUUAUCCUUUUCUAUGAAUUCCAAUUUGCCUUAACUCUUUUGAUGCUGUAGCUGUUUCAGUAAAAGUUAGUUCAAACUAAUGAUGUAGAAUGCUUUGACCAAAUGGGCUGGUCUAUUAUGCCUUGUAAAACAGCAGCAUAGGGCUUUUAAAAGGUAGUCAAUAAAAGUUGCUGAAAUUUUGGCUUUUUUAAAUAUGUAGUAGGUGUUUUUAAUGAUUUUUCACAUAAUGUGUAAGGUAGUGAAAUGCAAGAAGGGAAAACUGUUUUGUGUGAAACACAUUUUCUGACUGGGGAACUUUUAAUAGGGUAAAUUGUUUGUAAGGCUGUAUGCCAAGAGUUUCCUCUGAUAGUUUGACUGAUUUAGGAUAUCUGCUGUAUGAUGCAAUGUAAAGUCUUUUGCCUUUUUUCAGGAAAAAAAAAAACAACUAACUUGAUGUUCUAGAUUUAGUGUAGGUAGCGUAGGGGCAGGGGGUGGGGGGAGGGGAGGGAGUCACCGAAUGUUUUGUCCUUCCUUUAUACUAACGAUAGUGCUUUAGAAUGAGAAUGACGCCUGAGAUCUGGCAAACCGAAAAAAAACACAAAUGUUGCUAUUGCAACGAAAUGGCAAAAGCUAAAAGUAAGGAUUUAUCUUCAAACAUAAGCUGAGAUAUGAAUAGAAGCAAAACGAUUGGCUACUAGCUCUCUCUAUCAUGUAAAUUUGAGAAACAAAAAUUACUUGGCACUUUUAAAGGUAACUUCACCAAAGACCGAAGAGCCAGUAACCAGUAGCUCCAACUUGUCUCAGCAUCACAUCUUCUGUGCUCUUUAUUUUUGCCGGACCAGUUUGCGGUUAGGAGAAUGUGCCUUUUUUGUACCUUUGGAUUUAGGUUUUAUAAUUUUAAUUGAUGUAUGGACACACACAAACAAACAAAAAAGCAUGAAGGAAGAUUUGGAUCCAAGCAGUGCCACACUUUACAUCAUCACUACAAGUGUUAAGUGUAAAGAAAAACCAAUUUUGAAACUAUGAAAUUCCUGAUUCAUAAAUACACAGUUAUUUCUACUUUAGUACAUAUAAGAUAAUUCACUGUUAUUAAAGCUCUUUUAUUAAGAUGAUUGCAUACGUUUGAAAAGCAAUGGUAAAUUAAGUUGUCUUCCAAAACUGUGUACUUGUCUGGUCAACUGUGUGUGAUCAGUUAUCUACCUCAGAGUCUAUUUUCUUUUGUGCUGGGACAGGUUGCUGGCCCUCCCUGUUUCCACAGACCAAAUCCUUCCUAGCUCAGGAGCUAGGCCUAAGCAGUUAUUUCUUUCGAGUAGUUUUUAGUUCUUAAAAUUUAUGCUUGUGUUUGAUUAUAGAUGUCAGUGAUAUUUCAUAGUUUCAAAAGUCCUUGCUGCUCUGAGAAGUGUAGAUUCUAGUGAAAAUUACAUAGUCAUAAGAGAAGUGUGUUUUUGUUUUUGUUUUUGUUUCCUUUUUUAAAGUUGUGGUAUUAUUGGUUCUAUGCUCCCUGGAAUAUUACUGCUUUGUGAAAGUCCAGACUGAACGCAGCACCCUCUUUGUACCUAGUACAUUAUAAACCUGGGUCUCUCACUACUUGAUAUUUUUGCAUUAGUUAAGACAGAAAUUUGAUAACUCAGUCAGAGGGGAGGGGAAAUCUGCUGCUAGAAAUGUCUGAACUAAGUGCCAUACUCGUCUGGGUAAGAUUUGGGAAACAUAA